This is a messenger RNA of Protopolystoma xenopodis, 501 nucleotides long. The record is from the annotation of a GenBank genome assembly. NCBI's taxonomy places the organism in Eukaryota, Metazoa, Platyhelminthes, Monogenea, Polystomatidea, Polystomatidae.
GCGCGAGGUGCGGCGGAAGGAGCCGAUUUGCAGCAGAUUCACCGCUCGCAUGGUAUGGACUCCAAGGACUGGCGACACCGACAGCCCGCGGAGCAUUCGCGCGGACAAAGACUGGCAGUACCUUCUGUGGAAAAAGCGUCUUCACAACCGGCCAAGUUGAAUGGAGCAGAGCGGAUGAGGCCGACGUGGAGUGAGACAAUGGCCGAAAAGCACUGGAUUGUCGGUCACAUGAAGGAGGCUGGUCGGCCUGACCGAAGGGCCGUUGAGUCGGGCAGGUCUGAUGCGGUGGAGGACACUGACAGCCUGUCGAUGAAAAGUCGCCAGGUCAAAAUGAAGGAAGGAUUUGGGCUUGUCGGUGAAAUUCGCCAUUUUCUUUCGCCAAAAUGUGCACAUGUUGAAAGAAACCCCGAUUGGAGACAUCUCCGUCUCUGGAACUACAGGUUUCAGGUGCGAAUCCGGCCGCAGACUUUGCACGAGAGGGAGGCAACAAGACAGACCUGA